AUGGUGCCACGAGCCGGGAACAUGUCAUCCAUCAUCAUCAGAAUCGCAGACCAAACAAAACGAAGAUUGUGUGAAGUCCUCAACGAAAUCAAGCGUCUGAACUUGGAUUCGGUCGACCAAAUGACAACAACCGACGAAACAAUCCGUCUUCAUCAGGAACGGAGAAGGAUCACCCAAGAAAAAAUCAUGCAUAUCCAAAUAUACAUAGAGGCGUUGGAAUCGGUCAAUACAGAGUGGAAACAAUUCAUCCAGCAGAUUUCAGUCUCAACCAAAAGAAAAGAAGAAGAAGAUCGAUACCUUCAGAUAAACGACGAUGAAUCAGGUAUUACCAACUUAAUUUUACAAGCAAAACAAACUGUAGUCAUUUUAAAAAUGUAUCAAAAUGAUUCGGAGUUCAUUUUUAUUCGGAUGAUUUUUUCUAUUUUAGGCCCUUCAUACUAG
Brugia pahangi is the source of this 441-nucleotide messenger RNA. The record is from the annotation of a GenBank genome assembly. Lineage: Eukaryota; Metazoa; Nematoda; Chromadorea; Rhabditida; Onchocercidae.